Messenger RNA from Botrytis cinerea B05.10, 1253 nucleotides. RefSeq lists its product as hypothetical. Lineage: Eukaryota; Fungi; Ascomycota; Leotiomycetes; Helotiales; Sclerotiniaceae. The transcript is spliced from 6 exons. The coding region runs from base 177 to 1115 and encodes 312 amino acids. The record is from RefSeq and is a predicted model, not a curated record.
GAUACCUACCUACCUUUCCCUCCCCUUCCCUUCCCAUCUCCACAAGAACUUCCCCAGGUUUCCUGAAUAUAUAAUUAGACCAGAAAUUUGGGUUGCUUCGUGGAUUGUUUCGUACUUUAUUUCAUCAAUCUUUCCACACCUUCUCUUGUCUCACCUCCCACGUUUGUAUAUACGACAUGACGUCCCUUCCUUCAUCAAACACAGGUAGCAACUUUGCCAAUGCUACCAAGGUCCAACAAUUGACUUCGCAUACCUACUCUGCAAACUUUCCCGAUGACUGGUGCAUUGGAUCAGUUCCCCAUGGCGGCUUCGUAACCGGUGUCUUUCUCAAAGUCUCUGCCCUCCAUUUUCGCACCACCUUGUCAGCCCAAAACCAACCAAACCCCAUCACGCUCCAUCUAGAGUUUUUGCGGCGCACUGAAGCUGGUCCUGCCCUCUUUACCGUCCAGGAUACCAAACUUGGGAGGCAGACAUCUGUUCUCCAUGUGACCCUAUCACAAGGUGACCGCGUUGAAGUAGUCGGUUAUAUCACGCACUCUAAUACCAUGACGGAAGAAGGCGUUUCUUCUCCUCACACUCAUGUUCUUCAUCCAGCCCCCCUUCCUGCCUCUCUCUCCCUCCUGAAAACUGGCAACGACCCCAACUAUUACCUCGAAGGCAUGCCCUUCCCCAACUUCCGUAAAGCUAGCACAAAAGCCCACACUUACUUUCCUCGCACCCAACCUUCUCCCAUCAUCUCAGACGAAUGGAUCCGACUAUCCACUGGCGAAUUUUGGACUGACGAAAGUCUCGGCUACGCUUGUGACAUGUUUUCGCUCCCCACCGGAUUCCUCCCAGAAACCACUGCCCCCUCCGAAUCUAAACCCGCCAUUCCUGGCGCAAAGUACUGGUUCCCAACUCUAUGUUUAAGCAUAGAUUUCAAGAAGUCCCUCCCAUCAGAUGGCGUUGAAUGGCUCUUCAUUCGAGUUGAACGAAAGCAGACCCGAAAUGGGCGCAUGGAUAUAGAGUUGACGGCUUGGGAUGAGGGAGGAGACUUGGUCGCUAUCAGUCAUCAUGUUGCGCUAGUUGUUGGGAGUGAGAGGAACACGUCGGCGAGAACUUCGAGUAAGAUGUGAAACGUAGAAUUCGAGUAUGAAUUUUAGAUUUGUGGGAUUGGGCAUAGAGUGGAGGUAUUUGUUAUAUAUAUUGCACACGGGCUCUUCAACCUAGACUUAGGAGUCAUGAUAGAAAUAGUGAAUCACUUGUUGGAAACA